UCGAACGUGCCGCGUACGGUGACCGGUGGGACAAACCGAUCCGUCCGCGCGUCCGGGAUUGGGUUGGGGCAGUUCCGCGCGUCGAUUCGCUGCCCGCGUGCUUUACCAGUGCAAUCCCCGAUGCGCCCUGCGUGUUUUGCGAGUGUUACCGGCCGAAACUGAACUGCCCAAAAUGAUGUCCUCCUACCGGCACAGCACGGCCAACGGCGAUGGUGGUGCGUGCGACGUGAACAACAACAACAGCAAUGACGACCACAACGACAACCUGCUGACCGCUGACAAUCUGCUCCGGCUGGCGCUGAAGAAGCCCAAAAGCUGGAACUGGGAGCUGACGACGUCCAGCUCGUCGCCCAACAUCACCUUCCCCAAGAUACAGCUGUUCGAUGGCGCUAGCGGCGAGCUGAUGGUGGAGGUCGAUCGGCCCGACUGUGUCAUCCGCUCCGGCUGCCCGGACACGGUGCCGAAAAGCGGUGGCAGCUCGCCGAGCCGCUACCGGCGCUCCCGCACGUCCCUGGUGCGGGAGAAGCUCACCACCACGGGCGAUUCGCUGGCCGACAUCUUCAGCCAGCUGCAGAACAAGGGCCUGGGGCAUAAGCUCACCACCAGCGGCUCGCAGUACCGGCUGCUGCAGGGUGCGCAGGUGGACGAGUCGGGCCGCGGCUCGCUGCAGAAGAGCAAGUCGGCCAACGCGAUCGUAGCGACACCGGAGGUGCCGCCGAUCGUACGGCGGCGCUCUCGCCGCUCGCUCGCCAGCCGCUCCAGCUCGAUUCUGGAGCGCAUCAGCGAGUUCUACGGCCGCAGCUCGACCGAGGAGGAAGAUGUGCUGCCCGCCGUCCCGCAGCUGCUGCUCGAGCCUGCCAGCGAUGCGGGACCGCCCGGGCAGGAUGGGGGCGUCACGAUCGAGGAGCUACCGGCGGACGGCUGCCCAGCCGAGACGGCGAUCAAAGUGCCGCCCCGGCCCAAAAUCUACAAGCUGGUGCGGAGCAACAUCGGCACGCUGAUGGUGCGCGAGGAAAGCUUCCACACGCAGCGCAGCCUGCGGCGCCGGCAGCGAGAGGCCGGCGGGGAGCGGGUGCCAUCGCCCCCGGAGCUGGUGGAGCUGGACGAGCAGACGGACCGGCCGCGACCAGUACCAGGCGGAGCAGAGCUGGACCGCCACCGGUACGAACGGGAGAUAAGCCGCAUCGACGGUUUGCUGUCCCGGGUGAUGCUUUCGCACGAUCUGCAGACGGAGGAGCUGACACGCGCGGACCUCGGUCCCAGCGUACGCAUCGAGGACGCAUCGGAGGACGUGCUGGUGCGGGAGGUGCCGAACGGGUUGAGCACGGAGCACCAGAACGGCUCGGCGACUCGCCGGCCGAGGCGUCGCUCGAGGCGAAGCGUUAGUGUGGGCGGUAGCGUUACCUCGCCGCAUCGCCUCCGGUCCGCCUCCAGCUCGUCCACCUCGGACGGCGAGCAGGAUCGGGGGUACCGUGGCACGCGGCUACGCGGACAGCAUCGGACCGGCAGCUCGUCCCGAUCCGGCUCGCAGAAACGCCGCGGUAGGACGCACCAUCGCGAUUCGGACGUCGGACCGCGUGCAACGAUCAGUAACGGUGAUCGCCUCAUCAGUCUCGCCGGUGAGCCGCCCGAACGACAGCGCGAAUCGUUCCCGGAACGAGCCGAACCAACGGCAGCAGCGCAAGUGAAACAGAGCCCCAUCGUUAGUGGCAGAACAGCGCCGAAAACUAGCAAUUCCGUACCGCCUACUGCUCCCACUGGAGAGAGUAAUGAACCGAAGCCAAAGCUAAACAGUAACGGUGCACCGUCCGCAACCGUUUCCUCCUUUCUGGCGGACAGUUACAACGCGUCCGAUAAGGUGCUUCAGAAGCUCGUGCAAAGCUUGGGCCGCUCGCUAAACACCCGCAAGCGCGAUCGGCUCGAGGCGAAGCGGAAAGGUGGCACCAGCUGGCUGCGACGCGUACCGGGCUGCUGUGCCGGUACGGGCAAAUCGGUGUCACCGCCGGCACGCGACUCGCUCAUCUCAUCGCAAACGGGCGGCAGCUUACGGUACCGCAACGAGCGCAAUCGCCGGCCGUGUGGGGAGAGCGAUCCACUGCUGUUCGCUGCCAAGCCCGACGCACAGCCGGACCGGCAAGAGGCUGCCAGCGAGCACCUUCUCUCCCACAGCUGUGAUGGUUCGCUCGACGGCACACGGUUUCAGCUCGAUCUUCCGGACGUGGAGCCGGCAGUAGAGCUUACCUGCUACCAUCACCACGACCACGACGACGACGAGGACGAGGACGACGAAGACGAAGGCGACGAUACCGACCAAGGCAUCGUCCACCACAACGAACGAACGUGCGCACUGGAACGCAGUGCCAGUGAACGAGCCGAUCGUAACCAGCGCACCCGAACGAAUAUGGGCGCGAAUGUGUCCUCCUCCGCCCGACAGCACGCGAAAGGACUAACCAGUGGACGCAGGGCCCAAUCCAUAGAUAAUCUCAAGUCCGACACCACGCAGUACUUCCACCAGUACCACAACAACAACAACGGCGACACGUUCCAUCAGCAAACCUUCCUGGCGGACGGGUCCGGCGUCGCUGCCGAUGGCGACGGGCUCGAGAAGCAGCCGCCUCCACCGGAUCUGGCCUGCCUGCCCGGUACGGGGCAGGUGGUAUCGCCCGAACAUCAGCUCCAGCAGCAGCAGCAGCACCCGGAUCACGUCAUCUACGUCAGCCGCAAGGAUCGGAACAAGUUCUGCGGCAGCCUGCCGAACCAUCUCGACUUCGAUGCGGCCACAAUCGACCGGGACUGUGAGGCCAUCGUCAAGCAGAACGAAUUCCUACAGGCAAAUCUGAAAAACGUACAACAGCACCAGCAGCAGCAGCAGCACGCGGCACCACCGAACGGUACCCUUCCACAGCAACAGCUGACAUUCGCCGGCACCGAUCAACUUCCAACGGCUGCUGCCCAACAGUUAGCAACAUAUCAGCAGCAACAGCAACACGACCUACCGCUGCUGUGCACCAAUCCGGCAGGCAACACUGCCACCGCCGGUACCGGACCGGGCGAUGCCGUAGCAGCCAGUACAUUCCGCACUCCGUCAGAAGCUUCCGGCACUCAGCAUCCUCCGCCGCCGCAGCAGCAACAGCCGCCCGGUGCACUGCACAACCUGCAGCUGAAGCUGCCGCUGCACCGUACGGCCAUCGAUGCCGGUUGCGAUCAGGGGUACGGCAGCGAACGGUCGCCCGAGGACGAGCUGCCCCCGCCCCUGCUGCUGAUGCACGAGACGCAGUACAUCGAGCUACUGACCGCCAGCACGGCCGCCGACUGUCUCGGUACGGCCGGGCCCGUUCAGCAACAGCCGGGCGAUGGCACACAGCAGCAGCAGCAGCAGCAGCAGCAGCCCUACCAACCAACCUACUGGACCGGCGGCAACCAGGUCGUGGUGGGACCGUACAGUUUUAUUACCAAAGAUUCAAUCUUCUUCGUCCAGGUGGCCAAGGGUAGCCGCGGACUCGGGUUUUCCGUGUCGGGCGGUUCCGACUCGUCCGCACCGUACCCGGGCCUGAUCCGUAUCAAGCGACUGUUCCCGCACCAGGCGGCCUGGGCGACGGGGAUGCUCCAGCCCGGCGACAUCCUGCUCGAAGCGAACGGUGUACCGCUGACCGGUCUCACCAACUACCAUGCGCUGGAAGAGUUGCGCAAGGCGACGAACGUCGUCACGCUCACCGUUUGCCGACCGAAGGACGAGCAGUACCGCAAGCUGUCGCCGCCGACGGAACCGCCCCGGCCGCCGCUACGCAACGCACUGUCGUACGAGCACGGGUCGGGGUCGGUACCGCAGUCACCACUGCCACCAGCCGGCAUUCCAUAUACCCAGCAGCAGCAGCAGCAGCAGCAGUUGCAGCAUUUCUUCCCUCCAACGGGUGCCAGCUGGAACCAGCAGGUUGCCGGUUUUCUGCCACCGCUCGAUCCGAUCCAAACCAGCUUCAGUGGGGAGUUUGAGAUUGUCAUGACGAAGCAGCAGGGCUCGCUCGGGUUCACGCUGCGCAAGGAGGACGACUCCGUGCUCGGCCACUACGUGCGGGCGCUCGUGCGCGAGCCCGCCCUAAGCGAUGGGCGGAUCCGGCCGGGCGACAAGAUCGUCGCGGUGAACGACGUCCCCGUCUCGUCGAUGACGCACGAGGAGGCUGUGAUAUUUCUGCGCCAGGCGGCGGACGUCGUCCGGCUGCGGCUGUACCGCGACCAGGCCCAGACGCCCCUCUCCGCCCAUUCGCCGUCGGACGCGAGCGUGCGGGGGGCCCGUACCCGGCUCAUCCUGCGCCCGGAGGCGCGCAAUCUGCUGAACGAUCUGGCCGUCAGCCGGUAUCAUCGGGCGGCGGCCGCCACCACUGGCUCCGGCUCGUCCGUCGCGUCCAGCAGCACUACCACCUCGCCGAGACGCUUGCGGCGCGUCGGUGUGCACCAGCAUGGCGUCGGCUUCGACAACCACGGUUUCCAGCAGCAGCAGCACCACCAUUCCAACGACACGUUCAAUUACUCCGACAGUUGCUCCAACGCGUCCACCAUCGUUAGCCAAGCUCUAGACAAUCUGGAUGAAGCGUACUACCGGGACGAGGAGAUCGAUGCCAUCGUCGCCAGCGAAGAGCAGCAGCAGCAGCAGCAGCAGCAGCAGCAGCAGCAGCAGCAGCAGCAGCAGCAGCAGCAGCAGCAGCAGCAGCAGGGUGGCGAACAGGGACCAAGACCGCGCCCCACAUUCCUAGAUCUUGAGGCGGGCGCCCGGUUCCAGCUGGGCGGUGGGGGCGCCACCGUACAGCAGCUGAACCAGCUCGACCGUGCCGCGCUGGACGCGCCGCUACGGUACGGGCUGGCCGGGCCGGGCACGCCCGGUCUCGCCGGGCCCGAUCCGGACGGGCCCAACUUCGUCUCGCUGCCGUGCGAAACCUUCCUGGUGGCGUGCAAAACCGAGCAGGAUCUGCAGGACAGCGACCAGACGGAGGCGAUCUACGUGCAGCACUUCGCGCACAAAUCGCCCCUCUACUCGUCCGUGAACGUGCCGUCCCGGGUCGGUGCCGCCGAGCUGGUCGAGGCGGUCGAACGUGGAGGCAAGAAAAGUCUAAUGAAGUGGAAGGGAGCAACACUGCUGGGCGAGGAAGGGGAGCGGGAAGCACCCUCGAACCCGGCGGACGGCGGUACGCCCGACCAGCAGGACGACGCGCUGGCAACGCCCGACGCGGACGACUCGAGCCUGGCAGCGACGGCGGGGACAACGCUCAGCACCGCCACCCCGACCACGGAGCGCGAACUGUUCGAUCUGAACGCGAGCUGCGGGACGGACAGUGAAGGGAAUCAGAUUUUCACCGUCGAGCUUAACAAGGGAUGGAACAGUCGGCUCGGCUUCAGCCUGCAGCAGGAACCGGCCAGCAACGGUACGGUGCGCACCGUCAUCAGCGCCAUCUACCGGGACAGCGUGGCAGCACGGGACGGUCGGCUGCGCGUGGGCGACAUACUGAUCAUGGUCAACGAGGAGUCGGUCGAAUCGCUGCCGACGGCGCAGGUAAUCGAGCUGAUGCGCAUCGUGCGCGGCUCCAUCUUUAUCACGCUGAUGCGACCGUCCGGCGGUGGUGCGGCUGGCGGGACGCUCGAGCCAACGCCCGAAGAAUCGGCCGCCGAGGAGGACCGGGACGGUGCGGCCGACGCGACGCCGACGAUGCAGCCGAACGGAGCCGAACCGGAAAAGGGUGGCGAAGGCAACGCGCCGCCUACGGUGAGCCAGUAAGUGUGUGUGUGUGUGUGCGACGGUUUCCACGAUGCGAUUGUCAGGCAGUGGUAGUAGUGGCGCGGUUUUUACUAUUUCGUAACGUAACACGUAACGCCGGGUAACGGCGGUUAGCGGUUACGCUAACAGGUGAUUUUAGCGUGUGUCAUAGGAAAGGGUAGCCAAGGAAAGGAAAAUGGAAAUGGAAAGAGCAACCCAAUUUUGUGUUUGUGGCUGUUGUUGUUUGUUUGUUGUUGGUGUGAGAUGGUAAUUCAUUCCGUGUACUACCCAGGAGCCAUUUGUAACGCUUCAAUUUCCAAAAAAAAACCGAGCCGAAAGCGAGAGAAAGGGAGCGAAGGUGGAACAAUCAGCGGCUCAACAAAUGACUUAAGCACGAGUACGAGCGACUUGAAGAGACUUUUACACACAAUACGAGAUGCAAAAGCGAGAGAAAGAGAGAGAGAGAGAGCGAGUGGAGAUGUAAACGGAUCUUCUUCGCCGUCAACGUUUAGCCAAUGCAACCUAGUAAAAGCAGGCAGGAGCGGGAUGGAGUUAGUAAAUAAAAGGGGAAAAGAAAACGAAUGAUCUAAUUAGCGACAUUAUCGUGUGUCUCUUCCACUUUCGCAGAGAUGACUCUGUGUGUGUGCGUGUAAUCAAAUGUAAUCGCAGAGCUAGUAAUUUUAACGAUCCCGUUCCCCCCCCCCCUCUUCCCCCUCCAUUUCCCACACACACACACACACACACACUGCUCUGUGGUUCCCUUCACACUGAACGGUCCUUCCAGUAGUGCUGCAGGCGAGUUUGGAAUGACUCAGCGAGCGGAACUUAGAGACCUAUCCCCAUUGUUAAGCAUCUUUCCAAUUCUCCCUUCCCACUGUUCCCACAAUUCCCACUCCGGUUCCGGUGCCCAUCCAUCUUUGAUCGUUGGAGUAUUUUAAAUGUUGUUAGUGUAGCCAAAUGCGCAAAAAAACGAACAGAAAACAGAAAAAAAAACGAAAGUAUAAUAGAACACAAAUCCAAAAUUGGGAAAACAGGCAACCAAAAAACAGCACACAUCCAAACACACACACACACACAUUUCCUGUGAAUAUCGCUGGAAUCCUGGAUAUUUGAAGUGUGCAUGUGUGUGUGUGAGUAUGAGAUAACGAAGAAGAAGAAGAAGAAGAAGAAAACUCGAAAUAAAGAUCAUAUGAUGUUUGUACUUUGAACGUG
This is a messenger RNA of Anopheles arabiensis, 6955 nucleotides long. RefSeq lists its product as uncharacterized. The transcript has 14 exons. Lineage: Eukaryota; Metazoa; Arthropoda; Insecta; Diptera; Culicidae. Bases 173 to 5764 code for a protein of 1863 amino acids. Gene Ontology annotation, molecular function: protein binding. The record is from RefSeq and is a predicted model, not a curated record.